This is a messenger RNA of Jaminaea rosea, 2890 nucleotides long. RefSeq names its product DEAD-domain-containing protein. NCBI's taxonomy places the organism in Eukaryota, Fungi, Basidiomycota, Exobasidiomycetes, Microstromatales. Gene Ontology annotation, biological process: ribosome biogenesis. Gene Ontology annotation, molecular function: nucleic acid binding; ATP binding. The transcript has a single exon. The record is from RefSeq and is a predicted model, not a curated record. Gene Ontology annotation, cellular component: nucleus. The coding region runs from base 33 to 2693 and encodes 886 amino acids.
GUAGACACUCUCCAUUAAGCCAAGUAGCAAACAUGGACGGCGACGAUGGGCUGAUGCUCAACUUCGCGGCAUCAAGCUCAACCAAGCCGCAGCAGCAGCAUAAGGGCAAGCGAUCAGCCCCUUCUCAACAGCCAGCAGCCUCGUCCUCUUCAUCUAAGCGCUCAAAGGUAGAAAGCGGCAGCUCAGCUCCCAUCAAAAAGGCUCCUCGACCUUCAAACGAUGGUCGUCAGACGCAUGGGCCCUCUUCAUCGGCAUCAUCAUCACGCGCCAAGCCCACAACAUUCAUCUCCUCCCUCUUCUCCAAAGUGCCUCAGGCUGACACCCUCCAAACGGACGAAGAUGCCGAAGAGGAGCGCAGAGCACGUAACAAGGCCAAGCCCACAAACGCUCCAGGGAGCGAUGCGUCUACAUUCUCCGGUCUCGGGCUCGACCCUUUGCUCGUAGCUCAUUUGGAGAGCAAGCGCAUGUCCAUUGGCUCACGGCCUACUGGCAUUCAACGCGCCGCUUUGCCCACCUUGCUGCAGGACGACGAUUCGAGGGAUGCCCUCGUUCAUGCCCAGACCGGGUCAGGCAAGACGUUGACGUACCUUCUGCCUAUUAUCCAGUCGCUUCUACCGCUUUGCACAGAGACAUGGAUCGACCGCAGCGUUGGCACCCUGGCCAUCAUUCUGGCACCUACGCGCGAGCUGGCAAGACAGAUCUACGAGGUGGCCGAGAAGCUUUGUCAGUUGCAUCUGUCCCUUCGAGAGCAGGCAGAGGAAGACGGUGACGAGGCUUCCGCAGCAAGGCGAACACGGUGGCUCGUUCCCGGUCUCCUCUCCGGCGGCUCGACCAAGAACCAUGAGAAGUCCCGGCUGCGAAAGGGCAUCCCACUCCUCGUUGCCACCCCCGGUCGUCUUCUAGACCACCUGCAGAAUACCAGCAGCUUCGACGUAGGCAAGUGUCGCUGGCUCGUCCUCGACGAAGCUGACAGGCUGCUCGAGAUGGGCUUCAAAGAGACAUUGGAGGGCAUUUUGAAGGCGAUGGAUGGUAGGAGAAGAUUGGCCUGCAACACGGCAAUGGAGGCUAUGCAGGAGACGAUGGGCUCAGAUGCGCGCAUCGCGUACGAGGAUGUCGAGGAUGGCACAGGCGUCAAGUGGUGGGCAAAGCCGAGAAAAGUCGUGUUGUGCAGUGCCACGCUGGAUGAGAAUGUGCAGACUCUCGCGGGUACGCACCUUCGUCGGCCACAAGUGUUGCGAGGUAGUGGAGAGAUGCCAGACACGGCGCCAGCGACUGAGCAGGCGGACCCCGCUACUUCAGCCAAUGGCAUCGACCCAGGAUCUUCUCUCUACCCUCGCCUCGCCGCCCCUGCGCAGCUGAGGCAAAACGCCGUGGUCGUCCCACCGAAGCUGCGCCUCGUCACCCUCAUUGCACUGCUGCGCUCAGCUCUCUCACGAAACAGCUCCGUCGUCAACGCUGACGCCCGAAGAGUCAUCGUCUUCGUCAGCUGUACGGAUAGCGUAGAGUUCCUCUGGCACGCUUUGGGUGGGGUGAAGAUGGGCGAAGAUGAUGAGGCUGGUGGAGAUGACGGUGAUGAAAAUUCGGACAACGAAGAAGAGAAGGCGUCCAAAGGCAAGCCGAAGAUAGCAAAGGAAUGCGAGCUCUUCCCCUCGACUCCCAUCUACAGGCUACAUGGUUCUCUCCCCCAAUCAGAUCGCAUUGCCUCUCUCAAGGGCUUCUCGGCAGGCAUGGGCAAGAAGACCAAGACGCCAUCCUCAUCCUCGAAUGAUGGAGCCAUCCUGCUCUGCACGUCAGUCGCAGCGCGUGGUCUCGAUCUCCCCUCCGUCGGGUGCGUGAUCCAGCUCGACCCGCCAACGGAGGGUGGCGUGGACGAAUACCUCCAUCGAAUCGGAAGGACGGCCAGAGUUGGAAAGGAGGGAGAGAGUUGGAUCAUGUUUCUGCCGCACGAGCGGGAGGCGAGGGAGAGGUUGGAAGGGGCAAUGCAGCAAGAUGACAAGGCUGCUGCGAAAUCAUCCUCAGUCAUCUCCGAGGUGGGCGCGGACUAUAUCCUGAAGCGCGGCUUCGGCGGGCGAGGCGACGAGUACGAGUCGCGUGCCACGGAGGUCCAACUAGCAUUCGAGCGCUGGGUGCUUCGCACCUCCACCUCGUCCCCGACCUCUGCUGCCACACUAGCCCGUAAAGCUUUCCUCUCGCAUAUCCGAGCGUACGCCACGCAUCCGUCGAACGAGAAGGACCUCUUCCAUGUGCGAUUCCUCCAUCUGGGCCACCUGGCAAAGAGCUUCGCCUUGAGGGAGGCGCCGGAAGUCAUCAAGAGCAAUGCAAGGAAAGAAGCAGCGAAGGGGGCAGCUGCUGCCGUUGCGGCGAAUAGGGAUAGGCGAGUGAAGCCUGACAAGAAGGAGAGGUUGGAGGCGCGAGCAGGCAAAGCCAAUGGCACUGCUGCCACAGAUGGCAAGGCGGACGGCGUCGACGAUGAUGACGAGGAUGCCGACCUGCCACGCACGGCCAUCAAGGCGGACAUCCCCUCGCGCUCCUCUCGUGGCGCAAAGGACAACAUCCUGGAGGACGUCAGCCGCGGCAGCAAGAAUGCCGACGCCGAGGCGCGAAUGUACGCGAAGGUCCGCGCCUUGGGCAAGCAGUCGAAGAAGGGAGGUAUGCUCGGGUCGUAUGGCGCUGAUGAGUUCCAGAUUGCCUAGCCAGAGGCGAGUGACUGUUGCCUUUGCGCCAAAGUUGCAGCAAUGAGAUCUUUGAGCAUGGCGACACAUGCUGCAUUGUUGUGUGGCUGAUUGUCAGGGGGCACGUGGACGAAGAGGACUGGCGUGGCGGCCUGCUGAUCAGAGGUACGCUUAUGGGCCUCUACGAGACUGCAAUAGUAGGUGAAGUCGCAGAGAAA